GAACUCUCGCGGAUUUUUUAUUUUUAUUUUUUUAUUAAUACAAAUCGAGAAUCUGGGGGUUUUCUUCCUCAAGGCCAAGAAAUAAAGAUCGAUGAAGUGGCAAAGAUUCGUGUCAGUGCCAGUUUUCUUAGCGAUCAUCCUUCUGGGUUUUGUUUACUAUGUCACAAUCUUCAUUUUCUUGGAGGAUUGGUUGGGUUUGCAGAGCUCAGCUGGCUCGUUGAACGCUCUCAUCUUCACUCUCUUGGCCUCUCUCUGUGUUUUCUCCUUCUCGAUCUGUGUUCUCACAGAGCCUGGCCAUGUUCCAUCAACAUAUGUUCCUGAUGUUGAAGAUAUUGGGGCUUCAGAUCAAGGGUCCACUAAAACUGGUGUGCAAGGGAGGCACUGUGACAAGUGUUCUGCAUAUAAGCCUCCCAGGGCUCAUCAUUGCCGUUCUUGUAGAAGGUGCAUUCUAAAAAUGGAUCAUCACUGCAAGUGGAUAAAUAACUGUGUUGGUUAUAGAAACUACAAAGCCUUCCUUGUCCUACUCUUGUAUGCUACAAUGGCAACCAUUUAUUCUUCGGUUGUAAUAAUUAGCUGUGCAGUUCAGAAGGACUGGAAUUUUACUGAAAAGAUUCCCCUCAAGAUCUUUUACAUAGUUUCUGGUAUGAUGAUUCCUGGCUUAAGCUUAACACUGGGAACUCUCUUGGGCUGGCAUAUCUACCUUGUCAUUCAUAAUAUGACAACCAUAGAGUAUUAUGAGGACAUAAGAGCAGCUUGGCUGGCUAGGAAAUCUGGACAAAGUUAUCGUCAUCCUUUUGAUGUUGGUGCCUACAAAAACAUUACCUUGGUAUUUGGUCCAAACAUGCUGAAAUGGUUAUGUCCCACUGCAGUAAGCCAUUUAAAGGAUGGAAUUGCCUUCCCUACUACACGCGAUAACUCAUGACUAUCUCUGCUUCUACCUAGAUUCUCUUUUCAGGCUCCUGUGCUUCAUUAUUAGCUCAUGAGAAGCACGUGAUUCACUUUUUCAUCCUUCGAGCAACUGGAUACAGUGUAGAGCUAGGCCAAAUGACUGGCACCAGCUGCAGUUCCAUCUGGAAGCAUUCACGUAAGGCUAUUGCUUUCCCUCUUCAUUUUUUUCAACCAGUCAGACAUGGGAUAAGCAAAUGCACCAGGCACUCAAUUCUCAUACUCGAGUGCUGUAUAAGGUGUUAGUGCCUUCUCAGCUGUUUCAUGCCCUCGGCAAAUCUUGGAAGCCCAAAACUUUAUAGUUAUAUGUCAUGGAGUGCUGGAUAAGGUGUUAGUGCCUUCUCUGCAGUUUCAUCCCCAGGCAAAUCUUGGAAGCCAAAACUUUGUAGUUAUAUGUCAUGGAUGCUGUUUUUGCUGUAUGUCAUUAACAAGUAACAUUUCUGUUUGGUAAUUUUAUUUUGUUUUAUAAUUGGUAGUGCAUUCCAUCUUAAUUUGCUUCAAUGUUGAGUAAUGUAGAUUGGUCUAAUUGAAUACUACUUAACAGAAUAUAUUUGUUUUUGUGUA
Molecule: messenger RNA, 1509 nt
Organism: Diospyros lotus (date-plum)
Lineage: Eukaryota; Viridiplantae; Streptophyta; Magnoliopsida; Ericales; Ebenaceae
Product: probable protein S-acyltransferase 15
Exons: 7
Coding region: 92-922 (276 amino acids)
Molecular function (GO): palmitoyltransferase activity
Source: RefSeq, a predicted model, not a curated record